Micropterus salmoides (largemouth bass) is the source of this 1318-nucleotide messenger RNA. It is a transcript of the gene cldn18, whose product is annotated as claudin 18. Gene Ontology annotation, cellular component: bicellular tight junction; plasma membrane. The transcript is spliced from 5 exons. Gene Ontology annotation, biological process: bicellular tight junction assembly; cell adhesion. Gene Ontology annotation, molecular function: structural molecule activity. NCBI's taxonomy places the organism in Eukaryota, Metazoa, Chordata, Actinopteri, Centrarchiformes, Centrarchidae. The record is from RefSeq and is a predicted model, not a curated record. Bases 231 to 992 code for a protein of 253 amino acids.
AAACCCAACCGCCUCCACCCAACGCCACCAUCACUACAAAGUGCCCAUUUUCAUUCUCUGCCCGCACACCACACACCUGUUCAGCUUUGGCACCUUUACUUCAUUUACAUAUGCAGCUGUACUUUAAGUUUUAGGUUCUUUAUCUGUUUAAACUGGGCACAAACCAUCCUGCACAUAUACACGCUGUGCCUCCCAGGUAUAUUUUCUAACUUCUGAAGGAGGAAACAAUAAUGGCGCCUUCAGUUCUGCAGAAUGGUGGAUUCAUCUUGGGCUUGCUCGGUGCAGCAGCCCUCAUUGCAGCUACUGCCAUGAACAACUGGAGUGUCAAGGACAGGCAGGGGGACGUGGUGACCUCUGUUUACACCUACAAGGGUCUGUGGCAGGACUGUGAGACCGCUUCCUCAGGAUUCACCGAGUGCCGCCCGCUCUAUGGCAUCCUGGGCUUCUCGGGUAGCUUCCAGGCUGUGCGAGCCCUGAUGAUAGUGGGCGUGGUGCUGAGUGUCCUGGGGGCGGUGAUAUCAGUUUUCUCCCUGACCUGCAUCUCUAUGAUCAGCAUGGAAGACACCACCAAGGCCAAGAUGAGCCUCACUGCUGGCAUCAUGUUCAUCACCGCAGGUGUGUGUGGCAUUGCAGGAGCUUCUAUCUACGCCAGUCAGAUUGUGGCCAGUUUCAGGAUGUCCACCAAUUAUGGAGGAAACAUGCUGGGAGGAAUGGGAGGAGGAAUGGGAGGAAUGGGAGGAGGAAUGGGAGGAAUGGGAGGAGGAAUGGGGGGAAUGCCCACAUACACAUUUGGCCCUGCUCUGUUUGUAGGCUGGAUCGGAGGGGGCGUCCUGAUUAUUGGCGGCAUCCUGAAAUCACUGGCUUUCAAGGAAUUGGUGAAAGAUGAAAAACCAAGUUACCCGGGGGUUGUUUACAAACCUCAGACCCGCACCAAAACCGAUCUGAGUGAUCACCAUUCAGAGGGCGCCAAGAAGGACCAGAAUUAUGUGUAACUUCAAUCCCAACUGAAGCGCUGAUAUGAUUUGUGUUUGCUAAGGCGUGUGCUUAUAGCUUUUCACAUGCAGCAUGCUUUUUUUUCUCCCAGUUGCCUCAUAUACGCAUUACAAUACUACGUCUUUAUUAUCUUAUAAUAGAAGUCAAUAAUAUCUUACAUCCUAACACCAGUCCAACAGGUGUAAUGAGACAGCACGAUAUUUAGUUUCAUAUUCACAUCUCAGUGGUUACUAGAUAUUUAUAAAUGCUCAGAUGCUGUAAGUUUUUUUUUUACUUGAGUUUUGGUAAUUCACUUUAUUUUUAUGUGAAUAAAAUGUUGAUUUGU